Messenger RNA from Xenopus laevis (African clawed frog), 2721 nucleotides. RefSeq names its product NUAK family, SNF1-like kinase, 2 L homeolog (gene nuak2.L). Gene Ontology annotation, cellular component: cytoplasm. The record is from RefSeq and is a predicted model, not a curated record. The coding region runs from base 88 to 1800 and encodes 570 amino acids. NCBI's taxonomy places the organism in Eukaryota, Metazoa, Chordata, Amphibia, Anura, Pipidae. Gene Ontology annotation, biological process: intracellular signal transduction; microtubule cytoskeleton organization. The transcript has 7 exons. Gene Ontology annotation, molecular function: protein kinase activity; tau-protein kinase activity; ATP binding.
AGAUUGGGACUCUAACAGCAGUUGGCAGAAAUUACAGAGAGUGGGAGGUGGGAAUUUGUAUACACAGCGCAGAGCUUGCGGAUAGUCAUGGAGCUCAGAGAAGCAGGGCUGCGCCGCCAGGCAGUAAAGAGACACCUGCACAAACACAAUCUGAAGCACCGCUAUGAGUUCUUGGAGACACUGGGCAAGGGAACAUAUGGAAGAGUAAAACGGGCCCGGGACAGUCAGGGCAGAGAGGUGGCUAUCAAAUCAAUACGGAAGGAUCGGAUAAAAGUUGAACAAGACAUGCAGCACAUCCGAAAGGAGACAGAAAUUAUGAGUUCCCUUUGCCACCCCCAUAUCAUCUCAAUAUACGAAGUGUUUGAGAACAGCAGUAAAAUAGUGAUUGUGAUGGAAUAUGCCAGUCAAGGUGAUCUCUACGACUAUAUCAGUGAAAAGCAGCGACUUAGUGACCAUGAAGCAAGGAAAUUCUUCAGACAGAUUGUGUCUGCUGUGCAGUAUUGCCAUAAGAAUGGGAUUGUGCAUCGUGAUCUCAAGCUGGAAAAUAUCCUUCUCGAUGAGAAUAAAAAUGUAAAGAUUGCCGAUUUUGGCUUGUCAAACAUAUACAACGCGGAAAGUUAUCUACAAACAUACUGUGGAAGUCCUUUGUAUGCAUCCCCUGAAAUAGUCAAUGGCAGACCAUAUGUUGGACCUGAGGUGGACAGCUGGUCCCUGGGAGUUCUUCUCUACAUAUUGGUUCAUGGCUGCAUGCCAUUUGAUGGGCAAGACUACAAGAAGCUGGUAUCUCAGAUCAGCAAUGGAGCAUAUAAGGCACCUACACACCCUUCUGAUGCCUGUGGCCUCAUACGUUGGCUACUUAUGGUAAACCCAGAACGCAGAGCCACUCUUACAGAUGUUGCUUCUCACUGGUGGGUUAAUUGGGGAUACACACAGCCACUAACUGAACCAGAGCCUUGCAAGGACACAGAAUCCCCUCUCUCUAUUGUCGGAGGCUGGCUUCGCAGAUCCUCUCGUCCCCUUUGGGACAAUAAUUCCAAGAUGAGAUGUUUCCUACGGCAGCAUUUGCCAGGAGGAACUGUCACUAGACAGAGGUCCCUCAAACGUUCCAAAAAGGAAAAUAACAUGAGCCAAGGUGCAGUAACACAGGCACCACAAGAAAAAGUUCCCACUGUAUUACCAGCUCCCAAAAAGGGAAUCUUGAAGAAGCCUCAGCAGAGGGAAUCUGGUUAUUACUCCUCUCUAGAGCACAAUGAAGUGCUAACUCGAUCAGAGAACAGUGAGCUACCACCUUCCCCACUGACUUUUUCCCCUCCAGAGAUUACAGUAUGUAAUACUGACAGCAAUAGACAUGAUGGGACUGUUCCUAAUGCAGGUAGAAAGGGCAUUCUCAAACGCAAUGGUAAGUUUUCCUCUCCUUGGGCAGCUCCUCAUUUAACAUUUGGAGCUUUAGACUGCCCUUUAAAUGAAGAAAAGAUGCAUGGUGGCUUUCUGCCACGGAAUAGAACAUCCUCUUCGAUCAGUCAAGAAAGCAUUUUAUCCACUGAAUCUUUUGAACUCCUGGAUUUUCCUGGCAAGUAUGGGGAGCGAGCCAGGGGCAAGACGCGCUUUAUGCGAAACAGCCUCUCAGCGGAUGACCUCUUACAGCUGGAUGAGGGGAAUAAUCAGGACAUCACUCAACUACAGGACUUGGCAUGCUAUAGGGCUCGUGUUGCUGAAAGCUGCCUCUCACUUGGAGCAGGAGAAGAGGAAGUCAUGCAAGUGUACAGAAGUGCAGUGCUUAUUGGGCAAGAGUUAAGAUGAGCAAUCCGGGUCCCCUCUAUACAGCUACAAACGUUGGUUUAUGGUGGAGCCAUAACAAGACAAACAAGGGCAAAAAUGUUGUCAAGCACUGCCUUGUUCAUCUUUUGCAGAGUUGCAGGGUCGAAGCCCAUGCAGUUAGGCACAUGUCUUCACUAGAUGCAUGUGUAAACCAGUGUAUGAUGUGGGUCUAGUGAGAGAUGGGCUUAUGGAAUGCAUUUAAAGCUCCAUAAACACUUUUUAAAAGUGAUUAAGUUUAUAGCAUAACUGUAAAGGGUUAUUUGGUGAAGUUUUCAAUCCAAAGAAACAAUACCUGCAUUGUGCAGGUCAUAGAAGGUGCUGUUCAGCAGUGCUGAUACUACCUUUAACUAGCUUGGUUACAGAGCCAGAUUAACCUCAGUAAUGUCUAUAUAAUAUCAUAGUUCUCUGCAUAUAUGAGGGUUGGGCACUCUUAACAGUCCGUAAUGGAAUAUUGAAAUAUACUAGAAUUUGCACUUUUCGUAAAACACACACUGGGUUGAUUACUGUUUUUAGUGAAAAAAGUAUAACUUUCCUUGUAUUUGUGUUUCAAACAGAAUGAAAUAUAAGGAGUGAAAUCUUUAAAAAUCACAUUUACAGUGGAGGCAUUCAUUAUAGAUACUUGGCAGGAUUACCUUAUCUUGAUGAUAUAUUUAGAACUAGAAAAUAAUGCAUCUGUCUAAGUUCCCACUCAUUUAUAAAUGUAUCUAGGCAAAAGAAAUGUUCUUUACUAUUUUAAAAGAAAAAUCAUGGAACAGUGUCUAUUUAUUAAGCUUAACUUGGCCAAAAUAAUAUGAUUUCUGUAGAAAUAUAUAUGGGCACCCAGUUUGAAAUCAUAUCUGCUAAUUUUCACUAUUCAUAGUCAUUUUAUUGUUUUUUUUUUUUUUUGGUUUGUUUUUUUUUAAC